AUUUAGACUGGUAACUUUACUUGUACUUCAGUAAAAUUUCACUUAAGUAACAGUACUUUUACUUGAGUAUAACAUUUUGUUACUCUUUCCACCUCUGGUAUUAUCAUAGUAGGCCAACUCCUAUCCAUAAUUUGUUUUCUCAAUCAAUAUCAAAAGGAACCGAAACGGAAUGGAUUACAGAACAGGGGGCGGGGUUGUAUCCCGUCAUGCAAGUGGUAGGCACGCCGCAGCGGAGUAACGUGCGUGAAUACAGCUUUUUUUGUUUUGUUGCGUGUACAUUUUAUUUCGUUACAAUCGCUCUAUAAACACAAUAAAAACGCAUAUUUUGAUAGAGCAGAGCUUCGAAUAACAUAUUUUGUUUCAUACUAAUACGGUGAUAUUGGCUGGAACAAACGAACGAGGGUUAAGCUAGCUACUGAAAAUGUCACUGUUUUGUGCAAUCUCCAAUGAGGUCCCGGAGCAUCCGUGCGUGUCACCGGUAUCAAACCAGGUGUUCGAGCGGCGUCUGAUCGAGAAGUACAUCGUGGAGAAUGGAACAGACCCUAUGAAUGGACAGCCUCUGUCUGAGGAACAACUAAUAGACAUUAAAGUCUCUCACCCCAUCAGACCCAAGGCUCCCUCGGCCACCAGUAUCCCAGCCAUCCUCAAGUCUCUGCAGGACGAGUGGGAUGCUGUGAUGCUCCACAGUUUCACCCUGAGACAGCAACUGCAGACCACGCGCCAGGAGCUAAGCCACGCCCUCUACCAGCACGACGCCGCCUGCAGAGUCAUCGCCCGUCUCACCAAGGAGGUCACUGCUGCCAGGGAGGCUCUGGCCACUUUGAAGCCACAGGCGGGUCUGGUGGUGGCCCAGGCAAUCAGUGCUCAGCCUUCCGUCACGGCGGGAGGAGCUGCAGACGCCAUGGAAGUCAGCGAGCAGGUGGGAAUGACGAUGGACAUCAUCCAGAAGCUCCAAGACAAGGCCACCGUCCUGACCACGGAGAGGAAGAAGAGAGGAAAGACCGUUCCGGAAGAGCUUGUCCGAUCGGAGGACCUCGGGAAGUACAGACAAGUGGCUACCCAUGCUGGUCUCCACAGUGCCAGUGUUCCAGGGAUCCUGUCUCUAGAUCUUUGUCCAGCCGACACCAACAAAGUGCUCACUGGUGGGGCUGAUAAGAAUGUGGUGGUGUUUGAUAAGAAGGAGGAGCAGAUUGUUGCCACCCUGAAGGGACACACCAAAAAGGUUACCUCAGUCAUCUUUCACCCCUCUCAGUCGGUCGUGUUCUCGGCCUCUCCGGACAGCACCAUCCGCGUGUGGUCAGUUACGGGGGGCAACUGUGUCCAGGUGAUACGGGCUCACGAGGCCGGCGUUACCGGGCUCUCGCUCCACGCUACCGGAGACUACCUGCUCAGUUCCUCCGAGGACCAGUACUGGGCCUUCUCUGACAUCCAGACGGGUCGUGUCCUCACCAAGGUCACCGACGAGGCAGCGGGAUGUGCUCUGACCUGUGCCCAGUUCCACCCGGACGGUCUGAUCUUCGGGACGGGCACGGCUGACUCUCAGAUCAAGAUCUGGGACCUGAAGGAACGCACCAACGUGGCCAAUUUCCCUGGCCACACCGGGCCCGUCACCUCCAUCGCCUUCUCUGAGAACGGAUACUACCUGGCCACAGGAGCCCAGGACAGCUCAGUGAAGCUGUGGGAUUUGAGGAAACUGAAGAACUUCAAGACCAUCACCCUGGACAACAACUAUGAAGUGAAGUCUCUGGUGUUCGACCAGAGUGGCACGUACCUGGCUGUCGGUGGCACUGACAUUAGGGUCUACAUCUGCAAGCAGUGGUCCGAGGUGCUCAACUUUACAGAACACACCGGGGUGGUGACUGGUGUGGCGUUCGGGGAGCACGCCCAGUUCCUCACCUCCACCGGAAUGGACAGGAGCCUGAAGUUCUACAGCCUGUAACAGCAACUGGAUUCAAAGGACAUACCAGGGGGCUGAGAUAGGCCGACCUCAGCCAGGUCACAGUGGCAAAGACGGCAGGGGAAAACACCACGGGCAUGUGUAAAUGGCACCUCAUUGUCUAUAUAAUGCUUGUCUGGCUACCCAGUAUCCUUGCCCCAGCCAAGCGCCAAGCCCAUGAAGGGGAUUUCCACUCCACUGUGAGUCUGAAUUACCACCUUCCAGUGGUUUAGGAAGCAGACAAGUUCUAACUGGUCCUAGAACCUGAUUUGAUGGGCCAGUGCAAGAACACCCACAUGCAAAUAGGGUUUUGAUUGCCGCUACCCUUUUCCCUUAUCACCACAAAAUACUUUAACAGUGUCACUCGAAGACUGAAUUAUGUAUGGAGCAAUGGAGCAGCAUAGGAAUUCAGUAUGUCUGGCAAAUAUAGUGCCCUGUACACAAGUAAUGAUCUAAAUAGGGAAUAUGGUGCCAUUUGGGACACACAAGUAGUCAAUCCAAAGGGUAACAGUCUGAUUGGAUAAUUAUCUCAGGCUAAAAUGUAAGCCAAGACCAGGGCUGCCCAUCCCUGUUCCUGGAGACUUACUCUCCUGUAGGUUUGCUCUCCAACUGAUUUAGCACACCUGAUUCUUAUUAUUAGCUGAAUGAAAAGCUUAAGUCAUGUUAGUCACAAAUAGGGUUGAAGAAAAAAACCUACAGGACAGUAGAGUUACAGGAAAAGGGUUGGGCAGCUCUAGCCUAGAGUCGUAAUUGAUAUGCUCUGCUGACAAUAGUUCAAACAGGUCAGAUCAGUUUAGAUUUCAGGCUACUUGGAAUGUACAUGUUGGGUCUUAGAAGAAUCCUGGAGUCGUUCACCCAUACAUUUAAGUAAUUAAGCAUAUGCUCGUAUCUACAGAGACAUACAGUGUUUAAGUGCAUACAUUUUCAUAUUAUUACCAGUCAUGGGAUAUUGUCCAUAGUGCAUACUAUUGUCUAAAGUAAAGUAGUGCAAUGUGUAGGGAAAUGUGUGCAAUUUGGACCUAAACAGCUAUGGACAGCUAACACAGAUCAUAUUGUAGAUAGGUUUUUAAUCAAAAUAUGAGUAGAACCUUGUGUAACACACAGAGAGGGAGCAGCAAAAUCACUGCGCCAACAAUGUAGGAUGGAGAUCAACAAUGAUUUAACGCUUAGUGACUCAUUUUGUUGAUUUGUAGUCGCAAUGUGGUCCUCAUUUUACCGUUUGUGAUUUCAUGCAUUACAUUGUCUCCAUCCAUUUACUGAUAUACCUUUUUAAUUUUUCCCACCGUUUUGGUAAAAUGUGAAUGAUUUUAUAAGAGCAUUGUUUUCAUUUUCAAAGAUGAUUUACUGUUGAAAAACAAAACAUGCUAAUUGUCCCUUUCUCCCUCUUAAUAAAAUGCUUGUUUUA
Esox lucius (northern pike) is the source of this 3341-nucleotide messenger RNA. Its product is annotated as pre-mRNA-processing factor 19. The coding region runs from base 422 to 1939 and encodes 505 amino acids. Gene Ontology annotation, molecular function: protein binding; ubiquitin protein ligase activity. Gene Ontology annotation, biological process: protein ubiquitination; DNA repair; mRNA splicing, via spliceosome. NCBI's taxonomy places the organism in Eukaryota, Metazoa, Chordata, Actinopteri, Esociformes, Esocidae. Gene Ontology annotation, cellular component: cytoplasm; U2-type catalytic step 1 spliceosome; Prp19 complex. The record is from RefSeq and is a predicted model, not a curated record. The transcript has 16 exons.